Molecule: messenger RNA, 2847 nt
Organism: Didymodactylos carnosus
Lineage: Eukaryota; Metazoa; Rotifera; Eurotatoria; Philodinida; Philodinidae
Source: the annotation of a GenBank genome assembly
AUGGUAGACCGCCGGCAGAUUAUUUGUCGGCGCAAGCUUGGAGUUAGGGGUGCUACUUUACUUUUACUAAUUAUUACAUUAUCCGGUAAAAGUAAUAAACGUUUAUUACUUAUUACCGGUAAAAGUAAAGUGACACCUCUACUUGGAGCAUUAAAUCGUGUCUUUGGAUUAGCUCCAGCUGAAGUUCGGCGUCGAAUUUAUCUUUCUUCUAUUCUUCCUAAAAUUAUAAUGGUAACAGAAAAUAAUGAUAAGCCGUUGUUUCAACGUUUGCCUAUAACCAUCAUACCAACACAUUAUGAUCUCACUAUUCAGCCGCACCUUGAUACGUUUAAAUUUGAUGGCAGUGUUAUCAUUGAUUUGCAAAUAAAAGAACCAACGACAUCUCAAGAUGGUUCCGUUCAAAUGGAUACAGAAGGAGAACGAAUUAAAGUUAAUUUUUCAAAUAAACUCGAAAAGGGUGAUUACCAAUUGAGUUUGAAAUUCAUCGGUGAAGUAAACAAUAAAAUGAAAGGCUUCUAUCGUUGUAAAUACAUAACACCUUCAGGUGAAACGCGAUAUGCUGCAAGUACACAAUUUGAGCCAUCAGAUUGUCGUCGAGCGUUUCCAUGCUGGGAUGAACCAAAUUUCAAAGCUACAUUCGAUGUCACAAUGAUUACACCAAAACAACUUUUGGCUAUAUCCAAUAUGCCAGUUAAAUCAGAAUCUGAAUUUAAAAAUGAUAAAUCAUGGACAGUAACAAAAUUUGAGCGUACACCAGUUAUGUCAACAUAUCUUGUGGCAUUUGUUGUGGGAGAAUAUGAUUACGUUGAAACAAAAGAUUCAAAUGGAGUUAGUAUAAAAGCGUACACCCCCGUGGGAAAAAAAGAACACGGUAGAUUCGCAUUAGAGGUUGCAGCAAAAGUUUUGCCAUUUUAUGCUGACUAUUUUGGAAUAAAAUAUCCAAUUGCUAAAGCCGAUAUGAUCGCUAUUCCCGACUUUGCAAUGGGUGCAAUGGAGAAUUGGGGUUUAAUUACUUAUCGAGAAACAGCAUUAUUAAUCGAUCCAAAAUUUUCCUCGAUGGAUCAACGUCAACGAGUUGCAAUUGUUGUCGCACAUGAACUUGCUCAUCAAUGGUUCGGUAAUUUAGUAACAAUGGAUUGGUGGACAGAUCUUUGGUUAAACGAAGGAUUUGCCACAUGGAUUGAAUAUCUCGCUGUUGAUAAAUGUUUUCCCGAAUUUGAUAUUUGGACACAGUUUAUCGCCGACACAUUUGCAUCUUUUCUUGUGCCGGAUGCUUUGAAAUCAUCGCAUCCUAUCGAAGUACCAAUCGGUCAUCCAGCUGAAAUCGAUGAAAUAUUUGAUGCCAUAUCAUACUUAAAAGGUUCAUCUGUUAUUCGAAUGUUACACGAUUAUAUUGGCGAUGAUGCAUUUCGAAAAGGUUUACAUAACUAUUUAAAAGAAUACAGUUAUAAAAAUACCAUUACUAAAAAUCUCUGGUCUCAUUUGGCUAAAGCAUCGAAUAAACCCGUAGAUGAAGUCAUGUCAUCAUGGACAUUGCAGAUGGGUUAUCCAUUGAUAACCGUUCAUGAACAACAAUUAAAUAAACAACGUGUAUUAAAAUUGACACAACAACGUUUUAUUUGUGAUGGUAGUAAUGAUGAUGAAAAUCUUCAGUGGAAAGUACCCAUAACUGUCGUCACAAAAUCACAACCAAAAACGGUAGCACAAAACGUUUUGAUGGAUGAACGCGAAAUAACGAUAACAUUGGAUAAUGUUAAUGAAAAUGACUGGAUUAAGUUAAACCAAUAUAGUAUCGGGUUAUAUCGUGUGAAAUAUGAAUCAAAAACAUUAGAAAGAUUAAAUGAACCAAUUUCAUCAAAGAUUUUGAGUCCACAAGAUCGUUUAAUGGUCCAGAAUGAUGUUGCUGCAUUGUGCAAUGCAGGACAUCAAUCAUUUGUUGAUUACUUAAAAUUGUUACGAGCAUACAAGAACGAAGAUAAUUUUACAGUAAAUAUUGUUUUCUGUCCUCCUCACUCUAUUAAUAUGUCAUUUUGUUCUAUGCUAAUUGUUCAGGUAUGGAAAUCAAUAGCAUCCAAUAUCGAGGAUUUAUCAACACUCUUACAAUAUACAAAUUAUUUUGAAGAAAUGAAAAAAUAUUGUCGUGAUAUAUUCUCAACAAUUCAACAAAAACUUGGAUGGGAUGUGAGACCAGAUGAAAGUGCAUUAUUGGCAAUGCUUCGUCCACUUAUAAUUGGCAUUGUUGGAAAAUGUGGUGAUCAAGCUGUUAUUGAUGAAGCUAAACGUCGUUUUAAACAACACCUUGCUGGUGAUUUAAUCGAUCCAAAUAUUCGUAAGCCCGUCUAUGCUCUUGUAUCUUUAUACGGUGAUGAAUCAACACAAGAAGAAUUGAAAAAACUUUAUAAAACUGCUGAUAUGAUGGAAGAACAAUCUCGUUUAUUACGUUCGCUGGGUCAAACAAGAAACCCGGAGUUGAUUCAAAAAACACUUCAAUUUGUGUUUGAAGGGGACAAUGUACGAAUGCAAGAUUCUAUAGCGGGUUUAGUUGGUUGUGUAUCGAGUAAAAUUGGUCGCGAUAUUGUUUGGAAAUUUUUAAAAGGAAAUUGGACCAAAUUAGCCGAACGUUUUGGUGAAAAAAGCAGUUAUCUGGUUUAUUUUGUUGAAUACGGUUUAUCCGAUUUUGCCGAUGAAGAAGUUUCAAAUGACAUAAAAACAUUUUUUGAUAAUGCCAAUACACCGAUUGUCACACGACCAAUAAACAAAGUUGUUGAAACAAUUCAUAUGCGUUCCGAAGUAUUAAAACGUGAUUCAAAAGCAAUCGAAGAGUUUUUUAGAAAAAAUAAUGUUUAA